Molecule: messenger RNA, 1414 nt
Organism: Geodia barretti
Lineage: Eukaryota; Metazoa; Porifera; Demospongiae; Tetractinellida; Geodiidae
Source: the annotation of a GenBank genome assembly
ACCGAACCAUCAUGUGAUAAAUUACCAGAGAGACACUGAUUUUGACGUUUGACUGGUUUUCUGUGCAGGCCCAACACUCUCUUGAUCGGCAGUGAGAUUGCAAUUGUGUCCCUCUACGAUCCUCUCUCUACCGACAAGAAUGAGCGGAGCCAUUCUGCUGGUCGUGUUGGCCACUACUACUGUUCUCUUGUGGCUCGCCUCUCCAGUAAACUGUGGCAGUCCAAGGAUAACCAACAGUCAGUAUGUCUAUCAGUAUGAGGAGAACGACCAAAUUUGUGUGUAUGGCUCAUUCAAAAUAUCCUUCGACAUAUUUUUCGAUAACGCCGAAACAGACUCUCAGCCACCCCACAAGAAGCUCUAUUUGCCAGACAGACAUGGCGUUAGUGUCAAUGGCUCUUGUAGCCAGUCUGAGCCUGAGCUGCUGCUGCUCUGGCAGAACAACUCUCUUAGAAUGACAUUUGGAAGGAUGGACUGCAGAGCAUUCACACCAACAGCAGCCGUCUCUUCAAGCGAAAGUUCAAGACAAGCGAGUAUUUCUACUGCAAGAACUGCAAGACGUAUGAGUUUGGUCGCAUACAACGAGUCAGUCUGCCAAAACAGCUGCCAGUUGCCGUGCGUAAACAGUACCACCAGUUACUGCUCCAGAGUCCACAUGGAGAAAUCUGUCAUCUUUGUCGGAGAUCCGUCCAAAGCUAGCAAGCGGCUCUGUCUUGAAGACUUCAUUGCACUGCAAGAGAUAAUUGUUCCAAUUGCAGUGGGCGGAGUUUUAGCUCUCCUUCUCAUCCUCAUAUUUGUAGCCUACAUCAUUGCGUACGCCUUCAUUGAGUCCCAUGGCUAUCCCCAUCUGCACCCCCUCAAAAAGAUUUUCGAAGUCCAGCCUGUCGGUGGGUUGAAUGUCAAGAUACUUGGUCUUGCUACACCAAGCGGGGAUCGGUUAGAGCUCUCAGUUGUUGAGGAUACUAUGGGAGUGCCUGAUAGGUUUCCUCGAUUUCGACAAAGUGACAUUGAGGUCAUGUCUGGUGCAGUCCAACUCCAUUCCGAGUUCACACAAGAAAACGAACGCAGAAUGCAGAGUAACGCCAUGUCUGGUGCAGUCCAACUCCAUUCCGAGUUCACACAAGAAAACGACACAAGUUCACGGAUGAUUGCCUUCAGCUUUGUCACUGUUCGUGAGCCCACUAGAGUCUAUUUCGUCCCAUGUUCAGGCAGAGACUCCCGAAUUGAAACGAAAGUGACAAACGUUCCUCAGUAUUACUUUGAAUUUGCAAGCAUCUCGGAGAAAGAGCUUGAGAAGAUUGAGAUGAAGAAGUAACUGCUCAUCCGAAACUUUGUUUGGGAGUAAUGGUAAAAGAAUGAUGUAGUUGUGUAUAAUUAUAUGCCUGAGGCUGAGUUUUUUUGCAGCUGCACUAUAAAA